UGAUGCGUUUCAGUUCAUUCAACAGCAAAUAAAUUACAGGCGGCAUGAUUAUGAGGAUUAAUUGAAAUUGAAACCUGUUAGCCUGUAAACCAUUGACAGUUAUGCCACCUUCUUAAAAAGUGAAUUGCAUGCUUGCACAUUAUCAAGACUCGCCCUCACCUGCCAGUGAGCCUAGAUAUGGAUUGACGCUAUAAACCCAAGUCAAGGAUUUCAAACCCUCAUUGUUCCUGUAGAUGGUAUGGAGUGAGCUACCAAGCUGUAUUUGGUAACUGUAUGGAUACUUGUAACAAAGGGAUGGACAUUUAACCCCAGAUGACUUCUACAGUACUUUGUUUCCAGCAUUGUGAUCGGUCCACAAACAUUCUUUGUUUCCAAGUGCCAGCAAAAUGUCCACUGUGUGGCGCUUCCACAGAGACCACAGAGAGUCGCAUCCCGCCUUUUGUCAUCGAGUCUCCUUUAACAAAUGCAAUGUCCCACCCAUUCUCGAUCAUUGUGAAACCAACCUGUCAACAGUUUUUACAAGGUUAUAAAGAUGGAGAUAAUCUUCAUAUUGGAGUGACAACCUCGAACGGACAUGUCUACGAAUAUGAUGAAGAUGGAGUUUGCAGCUCAUCAGAAGAGUGGAAAUCCUGUCUGGCAGUGUCAGUUCUGUACUCGCAGAGUUAUGGUUCUUGGAGGAGUCAGUGGGAUGACCAGCUGCUAGAAUUUGCCAACAGACCAGACUGGAGCUCAGAGAGGUAUGACGAGUCCACUCAUAACUGUUUUGACUUUGUGUUAGGCUUUCUGCGCACAUUACCACUAGGGUUGUCUCCCUUGAAUGUAAGCAGCAAGGCUGAGCUAUGCCAAGAACUGGUGAAAUCACACACUGUUAAGCUGGGCAAAUAUAUCACCAUUUACAAAAAGAUAGAGGACUAUGGAUACGUGUGUAUGCCUGCCAACAGUGAUUGACAUGUUCUGGUACAUCAGGUGAUCAUUCAGUUUAAAAUGGCAAUAAUUGUUCUGCAGGAUACUGCUACACCAUGUGAUUGUUC
Molecule: messenger RNA, 1031 nt
Organism: Liolophura sinensis
Lineage: Eukaryota; Metazoa; Mollusca; Polyplacophora; Chitonida; Chitonidae
Product: MKRN2 opposite strand protein-like
Exons: 5
Coding region: 313-948 (211 amino acids)
Source: RefSeq, a predicted model, not a curated record